Juglans microcarpa x Juglans regia is the source of this 2012-nucleotide messenger RNA. Its product is annotated as protein HESO1-like. The record is from RefSeq and is a predicted model, not a curated record. Gene Ontology annotation, molecular function: RNA uridylyltransferase activity. NCBI's taxonomy places the organism in Eukaryota, Viridiplantae, Streptophyta, Magnoliopsida, Fagales, Juglandaceae. Bases 348 to 1628 code for a protein of 426 amino acids. The transcript has 9 exons.
AUAGAUUCAAGCUUGUGACCCAACUUUGAGCCCACUUUUCCUUUUCCUUCUCCUUCUCAUUUUGCUUUUGUUGCCUUCCGACCGCACAUUGCGUACAUCGUCAAAGGGUCUGAAAAAAGCGAGAGGAAACCCACUGGCUAAGUAAUGCCCCAGUACUGUUCAGUAUUCACUACAAUAUAUAGUCUGAUCAACUUCUUUGCUGUAGUGACAAUAUGAUAUAUGAUUUACAUCUUAAAUUUGUGAAGAAUGCUCAAAAUGCAAGUUAGGUUCGUUGAACCAAGGGCUUUUGAGGUUUGAUUUAAAGAAUUUUUUUAUAUUGGAGUAAGGUAUUAGCUUAGAAAUAAGAUAUGGGUGCCAAUAGUGCAUUGGAGCACGUUCUCAAGGAAAUACUUCAAGUGGUCCAGCCCCUGCACGAGGAUCAGGAGAAACGGUAUCGAGUUAUUGAUGAACUGCGAAGAGUCAUCGAAUCUGUGGAAAGCCUGAGAGGUGCAACAGUGGAGCCAUUUGGUUCAUUUGUUUCCAGUCUGUUCACAAGAUGGGGUGACUUGGAUAUUUCUAUUGAUUUGCCCAACGGUUCUUAUAUUUCAUCUGCUGGGAAAAAGCGCAGAAAGAAAUUGCUGGGAGAUGUACAGAUAGCUUUGAGACAGAGAGGUGGAUGGCGAAAGUUGCAAUUGAUCCCUAAUGCAAGAGUUCCAAUUCUAAAAUUCGAGAGUAGCCGCCAAAGCAUCUCUUGUGAUAUGUCGAUUGAUAACAUACAGGGCCAAAUGAAGUCCAAACUCUUGUUUUGGGUCAGUGCGAUAGAUGGGCGCUUUCACAAUAUGGUUUUACUGGUCAAGGAAUGGGCAAAAGCACAUGGCAUAAAUAAUCCAAAAGCUGGGACCUUCAAUUCAUACUCUCUCUGUCUGCUUGUGAUCUUCCAUUUUCAGACUUGUGUCCCUGCAAUAUUACCACCUCUCAAGGAUAUUUACCCGGGAAAUCUUGUCGAUGAUCUUCAAGGUGUGAGGACUAAUGCAGAGAUACGCAUUAAAGAAAUAUGUGCCGCUAACAUAAGAAGGUUCAGACAAGACAGGUUCAGGCGAGUGAAUCGAAGUUCGUUGUCUGAACUUUUCACUUCAUUCCUUGAAAAGUUUUUUGACAUAGGAUUGAAGGCCUCAGAGCUAGGAAUUUAUCCCUAUACAGGCCAGUGGGAGCGCAUAGAUAGCAAUAUGAGAUGGUACCCCAAGACUUACACAAUACUUAUUGAGGAUCCAUUUGAGCAGCCAGAAAAUUCCGCAAGGGCAGUUAACAUGAGUAAAUUGACACUGAUAUCUGAAGCAUUCCAGACGACUUACCGGAGGCUUAUUUCUGCCAAUCAGAAUAAGGGUUCUCUCGUAGCAGCAUUAGUUCGACCAGAAGUAUCUCAAAGUAUUAUUCCAAGACCACGUGUUUGGAACCCAACUCACAAUGGCGGGCACCAUCAGUCCCACCCAACUCGUCCACAGGUGCACAGGAGCUUGCACUCAAUCUCACAAGCUCAACAUCAAUUUCAGAACUUGAGGUUAGGAAGCCGGUCCAACAUUAUAACCCUGCAGAAUCACAAUCAAGGCCAGCAAAUGCGGAGACCAAGAUUUGAUGGAUACAUUGGAUAGUUUGGUUGUUACGCUUGAAAGUUGUAAUUAGCACCAACUUGUUUUGAUGUUUUCCAGUAUACAAUUGUUGGAGAUUAUUACGAUGGAAUCCUAGUGAACUCUGGAGAAGAUAAGUGAGAAGAGAAGUCUGAAGUGUUGUCGUGAGGACUAGGGUUACAUGACUUCGGGAAUGGGCUGGCAAGGCCCAGUCCAGUAUGAAGUCUAUUGAUGUUUUAGAAUUCGUCCAGUACCGGUUGUUGUAUUUCUUUGUUUUAUUCCGUGAAGUUGUUAGAGUACUGUCAGAGAAUAUUCCCUAUGAUUUGGCAGAGUUUGUUACGUGCUCUAUUCAUAUACAUGGUUGUUUCCUUCUGUAAGGAUAUCAAUGAAUGCAUAAGUUUUCGAGUA